GGUGUGGGGAGGUUGCUGUGCCAGUGGGAUCUGAGAGCUGAGCCAGUGCAGAGCUGCAUACCAAGUGCGGGAAGGUCACAGAAGGAGCAGAAGUGGAAUGAAUGCGGAUUUUAACGCCUGAUUUGUUCCUAUUCAAAUAGUAUAGCAGAUACAAUGCCAUCUUUGAAGACAUAAAGAGCUGGACUUUCCGUUUUAUGCACUGUAUUGGACAGACAUCAUGCCCAGGCUCAAACAACGGAGAAAACUGAAAACCAAGAAAUCCUUCAAAAAAAAAGAAGUUUCUCUCUUCCAAUCCAAGUUGCCUCCUUCUCCACUGCCCUCCCCUGCAAGAACGGUUAUUUCUUCAACAGAUAUCCCCCAUAGCAGAAACUGGCUAACAUCCUCGUGGAACUUCAAAUUUCCCAAAGAUGUAAUAAAACUUUGGACAAAUAGAGUGUGGUCACUAUACAGCUGGUGCCAGAACUGCGUAGCCCCGAGUUUAGAAAUAUUGAAAGAUACCAUCUUUCCAUCCCGAAUCUGUCACCGAGAACUUCAUAGUCUGAAACAGCAGUUUUGCGCUUUGGAAAAUGAAUUGUGCAAACUUCAGGAAGUGCUGAAGACCAUCUCAGGAAAUUGUUCAUGUUCAAGCUGUAGUCAAAUGUGUCACACGCACAGUAAACUCAUAAAAGCACCUGCGCCUGCUCCACCCACCCCAGGAGAAUGCCAAGCUCUGCUUUCUACGACACUCCCACAGCCAGCCAGUCUUCUUCCACCGCCACCACCACCUCCCCCUCCACCCCUGCCCCCUCCCCCUCCUCCCCUCCCACCCCCUUCAGCACCCCUUGCACCUUUGGUGUUCAGAAAAUCUGAUCGCACUAAAGCACCUCAGGCUGGGCCAUUGAAAAAAGAUAGACCCAUGCAGAUCACAGUUAAAGAUCUACUCAAUGUGAAAUUAAAGAAGACACCAAGCGUCAGUGAAAGGACAAAGCUUGAACCAUCACCACAGUCACAGAACCCGCUAGUUACUGUCUCAGACCUGCAGCGCGUUACCCUGAAACCUAACUCCAAAGUGUUAUCGACUCGAGUUACUAAUGUCCUAAUAACUCCUAGUAAGAGCCAACUGGAUCUGCGGAAACUGCUUAGAAAAGUCAAUGUAGACAGGAGCCCAGGUGGAACCCCUCUUACCAAUAAAGAAAACAUGGAUACAGGAACUGGACUGACUCCAGUAAUGACCCGGGCCUUGAGGAAAAAGUUUCAGCUAGCUCACCCUAAAAGCCCAACUCAAACUCUACAGCUUUCUCCAAGCAGCUUUGAUGAACAAACUGAUGUCAAUUCUACCUGACUCCAUGUGAUAAUCCAUA
Molecule: messenger RNA, 1340 nt
Organism: Ochotona curzoniae (black-lipped pika)
Lineage: Eukaryota; Metazoa; Chordata; Mammalia; Lagomorpha; Ochotonidae
Gene: PRR11
Product: proline rich 11
Exons: 11
Coding region: 218-1321 (367 amino acids)
Cellular component (GO): cytoplasm
Source: RefSeq, a predicted model, not a curated record